CGCCCUUUAUGUAUAUAUGUAUCUUCUUACCAAACAUUUCCCUUUUAUUGCCCUGUUCUUGAGGAAAGAAUUGCGUGUGCGACGAGACCCGCGAUGAAAAGCAUCUUCGCAUUCGAGGAGGGAUUUUUUCUAGGGUUUCGUUUCCAGUGCGUGAUGGGUGCGGGUCUCUCUGGGUUUCAAAAUGGGUUUUCUACGGAUUCUUGCUCUGGUGAUCGGAAUUUGUCGAAGACCAAUCUGGGUGAUUUGCCGGAGAGUUGUGUGGCUCUGAUCGUUGAGAAUUUGGAUCCGGUUGAGAUCUGCAGAUUCGCGAAGCUUAACAGGGCGUUUCGCGGCGCUUCCUGGGCCGAUUUCGUCUGGGAAUCGAAGCUUCCUCCGAAUUACAGUCUUAUCCUCGAGAGAAUCCUCGGUGUUUUCCCGGAAAAUUUGCAGAAACGGGAUAUUUAUUCCUGUCUUUGUCGGAUCAAUUCCUUCGACGACGGCUCCAAGAAAGUGUGGCUUGAUAAGAGAACAGGAGGCAUCUGCCUAUGCAUUUCGGCCCGGGGUUUAUCGAUCACCGGCAUCGAUGAUCGGAGAUAUUGGAGUCAUAUUCCAUCUGAUGAAUCUCGAUUUUCAUGCAUAGCAUAUCUCCAACAAAUCUGGUGGUUUGAAGUCGAUGGAGAAAUCAACUUCCCGCUCCCACCCGGAACCUACAGCGUCUUUUUCAGGCUUCAACUUGGCCGACCCACCAAGCGGUUCGGCCGUCGGGUCUGUAACACUGAGCAGGUCCAUGGUUGGGACAUCAAACCUGUUCGGUUCCAACUCUGGACAGAAGACGGUCAGUACUCCACUUCUCAAUGCAUGUUAACCGAGCAGGGAAACUGGACUCAUUACCACACCGGAAACUUCGUGGUGGAGAAAUCGAAAAGGUCGAGUACAAGGUUAAAAUUCUCAAUGACCCAGAUCGAUUGUACGCAUACCAAAGGCGGGUUAUGUUUAGAUUCUGUAAUUGUAUACCCGAGCCGGUUGAUGCGGUUUUAGGUCAUCAACCGGGGCCGGUUUAGGGAGAGGUUAAAGCCCCGUUUUUUAAGGAGUUCUUUAGCCUUUUUGUAGAAUUUGGGGGAACAAACAAACAAGAAAAGAAUGCAAAUGUUGUGAUAGACCUAAAAUUCAAGAGAUUUUAGUUCAGGGUUUCUCAGAGUUUAUAAGGUCAAAUAUGUAACCAAAAGUUGUGAACUUUUAUUAAUCUUUUAUUUGUUUUGUUGAA
Messenger RNA from Tarenaya hassleriana, 1243 nucleotides. Its product is annotated as F-box protein PP2-A12-like. Gene Ontology annotation, molecular function: protein binding. The transcript is spliced from 4 exons. The coding region runs from base 94 to 1017 and encodes 307 amino acids. The record is from RefSeq and is a predicted model, not a curated record. Lineage: Eukaryota; Viridiplantae; Streptophyta; Magnoliopsida; Brassicales; Cleomaceae.